Molecule: messenger RNA, 2291 nt
Organism: Eruca vesicaria subsp. sativa (arugula)
Lineage: Eukaryota; Viridiplantae; Streptophyta; Magnoliopsida; Brassicales; Brassicaceae
Source: the annotation of a GenBank genome assembly
CACAAUCACACCAAACCACUAUAAAAAAAACACUAACAUCACUUUAGAUCUCUCUCCCUCGUGCCACCAACAACACUUCCUAACCACUCUCUCCACAAAAGUCGGUAGCAAUGUCAGCCGCCGCAUCAUCCGCGAUCUCCAUCGCCACCACCAAGCCCCUCAAGAACUUGUCCCUCUCCUCCAGAUCGCCUCUCCCUUCCGCCACAUCCAUCUCUUUCCCCACUCCUCGCCGCCGCCUCAUCCUCGUGGCCUGCACCGCGGGAGACGAAUCCAAACCUACGAUCCUCGUCGCCGAGAAGCUCGGUGAGGCUGGUGUGAAGCUUUUGGAGGAUUUCGCGAACGUCGACUGCUCUUACAACCUGACUCCCGAGGAGCUCAACACCAAGAUCUCGCUUUGUGACGCGUUGAUCGUUAGGAGUGGGACCAAGGUUGGACGCGAGGUGUUUGAAUCUUCUCGUGGUAGGCUCAAGGUUGUUGGACGCGCUGGUGUUGGGAUCGAUAACGUGGAUCUGAGUGCAGCAACUGAGUUUGGUUGUCUUGUUGUUAACGCGCCGACGGCGAACACGAUCGCUGCCGCUGAGCAUGGGAUCGCGCUUUUGGCUGGCAUGGCUAGGAACGUUGCUCAAGCUGAUGCGUCUGUUAAGGCUGGUGAGUGGAAGAGGAACAAGUAUGUGGGUGUUUCACUCGUUGGAAAGACUCUUGCAGUGAUGGGAUUCGGGAAAGUUGGGACUGAAGUUGCACGUCGUGCCAAAGGUCUUGGCAUGCGUGUCAUUGCUCAUGAUCCCUAUGCACCAGCAGACCGUGCACACGCCAUUGGUGUUGAUCUUGUGAGCUUUGAUGAAGCCUUGGCCACCGCGGAUUUCAUUUCUCUACACAUGCCUCUUACGCCAGCAACAUCGAAGAUACUGAAUGAUGAGACCUUUGCCAAGAUGAAGAAAGGAGUUCGUAUUGUUAAUGUUGCUCGUGGAGGUGUUAUAGACGAAGACGCGUUGGUGAGGGCUCUGGAUGCUGGUAUUGUUGCUCAGGCUGCUCUUGAUGUGUUUACUAAAGAGCCACCUGCUAAAGAUAGUCCUCUAGUCCAGCAUGAGAGGGUUACUGUGACACCUCAUCUUGGAGCCAGCACAAUGGAAGCUCAGGUUCUGACCGAGCUAAAACCAUAUGUGAUACUAGCCGAGAAGCUAGGGAGACUAGCGGUGCAGCUAGUGGCUGGAGGAAGCGGCGUGAAGAACGUGAAGGUCUCAUACACGUCAGCACGAGCCACUGACGAUCUAGACACAAGACUUCUACGAGCGAUGAUCACCAAGGGACUCAUAGAGCCAAUCUCUGACGUGUAUGUCAACUUGGUCAACGCAGAUUUCACUGCUAAGCAGAGAGGUCUGAGACUCUCAGAGGAGCGUGUUCUCUUGGACGGUUCACCAGAGAACCCGUUGGAGACAAUAACUGUUCAGCUAGGGAACGUGGAGUCAAAAUUCGCGAGCUCGUUGUCUGAAUCAGGAGAGGUGAGAGUGGAAGGAAAGGUUAAAGAUGGAGUCCCGCAUUUGACAAAGGUUGGAUCGUUUGAGGUGGAUGUGACUCUUGAAGGUAGUAUUAUUCUGUGUAGGCAGGUGGAUCAACCAGGUAUGAUAGGGACGGUGGGGAGUAUACUUGGAGAGUCUAAUGUGAAUGUGAACUUCAUGAGUGUUGGGAGAAUAGCACCGAGGAAGCAAGCGAUCAUGGCGAUUGGUGUUGAUGAUCAGCCAAGCAAGGAGACUCUUAAGAAGAUUGGGGAGAUCCCAGCGGUGGAGGAGUUUGUUUUCCUCAAGGCAAUAAUGUUAUCUUUGGCUUUUUAUUACACAGUUUUGGUUAUGUUGAGAACAGUAUUACUAGUAGUAUCUUUGAGGUUUCAACUUUAUGAUCCUGGCGCCAUAAAGCUAGGCAGAAUCACAAACCCUUGUAGGGUUCAUGUACCGCAACUUGCUGGAAGCCGAUCCACCUUCGCGUCUGGUUCUCCUCUGUUGCCAUUGAACUUGAGAGUGAUUCGUGGAGGAGGAAGAAGUGAGAACAGAAGAGGAGCAUCAGUUUCCAUCAGAAGCGAGCAAAGUUCAGAAGGAGGCAGCGGUUUGGACAUAUGGCUUGGUCGUGGAGCUAUGAUUGGUUUUGCUGUCGCCAUUACUGUUGAGAUUGCCACUGGUAAAGGUCUUCUUGAGAACUUUGGGGUAGCGAGUCCAUUGCCUACCGUUGCUUUGGCUGUUACAGCAUUAGUUGGUGUUCUAACUGCGGUUUUCAUCUUCCAGUCUUCUUCUAAGAACUGA